CCGUGUCACCGCGACAGUUAAGGUAGCAAACUAGUCGGCAACGCUAUAUGAGGAGACGCCUGUCCGGCUUUGCUUCCUAGGCUGAGCUCUCUCUUGAGGCCAAAGAGCCCCGUGCCUGCGGCCGAAGAGAUAGUAGUCUGAGUCGACAGACUCCCAUAAUACGCAAUGGCGGCUCCUUAUCCCCAGGUCAUCCUGUUUGGCGAUAGUUUGUUUCAGCAGGCCGUCCGCCCUGACGGCUUCUCAUUCCAAGCCGCCUUGGAGACACAUUGCCUCCGCCGCCUUGAUGUCGUCAAUCGCGGCCUCUCAGGCUAUAAUACAUCCAAUGCUCUCCAGGCCUUGCCACGCAUCUUCCCCUCGCCGGCGCCAGCCGGGUCAAAGAUUGAGUAUCUCUUCGUCUUGUUUGGGGCCAACGAUGCCUCCCUCCCGCUGCCCACCAACAGGCAGCAUGUGCCCCUGGACAGGUUCAAGAUCAACCUGACGCGCAUCAUCACGCACCCAAACAUCGCGGCGCACAAGCCCAAGAUCGUCCUAGUCACGCCGCCGCCACUUGACGAGAUCCACAUCGCCAGCAAAGAUGUCGCCGACGGCCAUGGCCAGGCGACGAGAGAGGCCAAGAUCAGCGCGGAAUACUCGGCGGCGGUCCGCCAGGUCGCCGCGGCCAACCCGGACGUCAUCCUCGUAGACCUAUGGAAAGCGCUGAUGGAGACAGCCGUCGCCAAGACACCGGGCUUCGACGCCAGCAGCGGCGCCGUGCUGGGCGACCCCGAGAGCGGCGUGCGCGGGCAUCUGGAACAGCUGCUGCCUGACGGCCUGCACAUGAGCUCCGAGGCGUAUCGCGUCUUCUACGACCUGGUCGAGCCGCUCGUCGGCGUCGAGUGGGCAGGCACCCCCCAAGAGGACAGGGUCGCCUACGUGCUUCCCGACCAUCGCGUGGCGCCGUGGUUGAGCGAGGACGAGUACUGGCGGCGGACGUGAGGUGAAGUACAUACGAGGCGAGACUUAGCGUAAGAGAGAGAGAGAGAGAGGCGCGUGAUUUUGGGGAGGGGAGGCCUGACCCUGACCAACAUAUACUAUUAGGUAGUUUCAGUGUUCACAUGCAAGCCUGAUUACCGUGGAUAUGGACCUACCCGACCAGGGCUAGUCUAGCAGGUAGCUAGCUACAGCUGUUGUGCCGUACCGUGUGCAAGGCUGCGCAUGAGACGCCGAGCCCCGACAUCCAUUCACGGAGCCUGCGUGAAUUUGAAAUAACAAGCCGUACUCCGUACAGCACGCGUAUAAGGAGAAAAAGAAG
Molecule: messenger RNA, 1291 nt
Organism: Lasiosphaeria miniovina
Lineage: Eukaryota; Fungi; Ascomycota; Sordariomycetes; Sordariales; Lasiosphaeriaceae
Product: SGNH hydrolase-type esterase domain-containing protein
Exons: 4
Coding region: 166-975 (269 amino acids)
Source: RefSeq, a predicted model, not a curated record